This is a messenger RNA of Diabrotica balteata, 816 nucleotides long. NCBI's taxonomy places the organism in Eukaryota, Metazoa, Arthropoda, Insecta, Coleoptera, Chrysomelidae. The record is from the annotation of a GenBank genome assembly.
AUGCAGAGUGUUAUCGUCCUCAAUUCCAUGCACCGGUAUCAGCCUCGGAUUCAUAUAGUUAAAUGGCGGGAGCAUUCCGGACCCAUAAACGAUCUGGAAGCCGAACAGUACAGAACCUUUAUAUUUCCCGAAACUGUGUUCACAGCCGUAACAGCGUAUCAAAAUCAGCUCAUCACAAAAUUAAAAAUUGAUUCUAAUCCUUUCGCGAAAGGAUUUAGGGACUCUUCGAGACUGACGGAUUUUGAUAGAGAGCCCAUGGAUAGUCUCUUUAUGGACCAGCACUUCUUGAGAUCCUCCCUUCGUCUUUAUUCAGGCGAUUCCAUGGACUCCGAAAACAAUAACGCAAGCUCAUUUUUCUCCGCGGCGAUGGUUGAAAAAGCUCGCGCGCAGCUGCAGAUGUGGGGUCGCGCAGGAUCUGCGUACAACUCCAGCGAGCUCCACGCGUUCCUGCUUAACAGCGCCCACAUGCCAAACCAACAAAUGUUCUUCGGACAACGACAGUCUAUACCUCUAGGAAUCCCAACUCAUCUUUGGAACCAGGGAGGAAGUACAUCUUGGCAAAGUCCUAUGCACGGUGGGCUACCAGCAGGUUUACUUGGACCCCCUUCCCAACAUAGACCUCAAAUAACUCCCCCACCUGCCUCCACUCCAAGUUCCUCGGGCUCUCCUUCACCUACUUCCAUUAGUACUUCCACUGAUCUGAAGCUACCCAAGGCUGUUUUUCCCACCGCUUUCCAUCAUCGGUUCAGUCCAUACUCUUCGUUAUCGAGGCCAAUGGCGCCUUCGGUAAGUCCCCCUUCUAGAUCUAGCAAUUGA